CAGAAACGAGCAAGGAAAUCCCCAAGUGAGAGUUACGACAGACUCCGCCGUAAGAUAGUGGGCAACUUCCGACUGCGAGAGCCGUAACCCAACGCCGAGUAUCAGUCGACAUACAAACCAAAUACACGCACACUCGGUUCGCGUUCGUGACAAAUAUCAGUCCACAGGUAAAGUAAGCACUUGCUUUUUAUCAUUUCUGGGUGGAUUAACAAAGAACUGUCGCCUUAGCGGAAGAGCACAGCCAACCACCGAUUCGUGGUUGUUGUUUAUGAAUACAUCUACCAAAGAGAAGCAGGAAGACAUGUACGGAAUGGCAGGAAUGCCCGAUCUUCUACCACCGUCAGGUGCACUACAGCCCAGUCCUGUGAUUCCCUACGACCACGGACAGGCAGGGAGAAACGCCGCCCCACGGAGAACGCAGAGAGCCCCAAAACUCGGACAGAUCGGGCGGUCAACGAGAGUGGUUAUUGAUGAUGAGGAUCUGGAUGACAUAAUAAACAAUAACAGAAGUUUCCCAGCAUUGCAGAGAGUGUCACCUGUUGCCUAAUGCAUGACAGACUGUGCCAAAGCUGUUAAGAGGCCAACACACCAAACCAGGCCUACAGUAUCAAAUUGAACUAACUUCUCACUUUUAUUCACUCUUUUCAAUGCUUCAAGGUCAAACGGGUGACUUCACUUCCUCUACAUUUUUCGCUUGCCUAUCACAGUUGAUGUUGUGCUUUUGUGGCACUGGGAGAUGCCUGUGUUCCUUUGUUCUGGACAUUUCUCGCAGUGGAGAUCUUGGUGAUAUCUUACAGGGCUAUAUUUAUUAAACUUGCACUUUACUGCAGAAAAAGAAAAACAAUGCUGACCUUAGCAGGUUGGUUUACUCAUCUCCCAAAGAGGACAUUUUCCUGUGAAAUUCUGUUAACGUGUAACGCACCAUUUUGUACGACCUGCGGUAGCCUUGGUAACUGGGAGCAAACUUGGUCUGCUUUGACAUAUGUCUCAGAUGUAGUCUAAAUGACAUCAGUAAAACUGUUUUAAUGGGCCUGUUGCCUUUGGUUUGGAGUGAGUAUUCUCUCACUGAUUUGAAUGAACAAGCAAAUGUUCUGUAUUGAUGAUGCUGGGUAAAAUGUGUGUUGCUCUUAGAAUUGUUUUUCACUUGUUGAUGUUUUGCAUGGGAAAUUUGGCAAAUUGAUUGUUUUAGUAAAUUGUUUUGGGGAGUGCGGUGGGACUGGGAGUAUUAAAGAAUGCAUGACCAGA
Molecule: messenger RNA, 1245 nt
Organism: Triplophysa dalaica
Lineage: Eukaryota; Metazoa; Chordata; Actinopteri; Cypriniformes; Nemacheilidae
Exons: 3
Coding region: 269-547 (92 amino acids)
Biological process (GO): negative regulation of protein kinase activity
Molecular function (GO): calcium-dependent protein kinase inhibitor activity; protein kinase binding
Source: RefSeq, a predicted model, not a curated record